This is a messenger RNA of Penicillium malachiteum, 1416 nucleotides long. Its product is annotated as putative RNA 3'-terminal phosphate cyclase. The record is from RefSeq and is a predicted model, not a curated record. The transcript has a single exon. Gene Ontology annotation, molecular function: RNA-3'-phosphate cyclase activity. Gene Ontology annotation, cellular component: nucleus. Bases 1 to 1416 code for a protein of 471 amino acids. Gene Ontology annotation, biological process: RNA processing. Lineage: Eukaryota; Fungi; Ascomycota; Eurotiomycetes; Eurotiales; Aspergillaceae.
AUGGUGAACUCAAGCUCCCGUGGGGAAUCCCCGCUCAGAUCGCCUCGCCAUAUCAGUCUCGAUGGGCGAACUCUCGAAGGUGGCGGCCAGUUGGUGCGCAAUGCGCUGGCUCUGUCUGCUCUUACAAGCAAACCUGUGACGAUCGACCAGAUCCGCGGGAAUCGAGGUCGUGGAGGAGGACUGAAAGGCUCACAUGCUGCCGCAGUCAAAUUACUGGCUGAGAUAGGUCGAAGCAAAGUUACGGGAGGAGAGGUGGGCUCGCAAAAAAUUACUUUCGAGCCUGAAGCUCCUGCCAGCGAAGUGGCAUCAUCAAGUACACCUCGAAAGUCAUCCUUGGUUUCAUUGGAAAACCUAUCUGUACAACCUGAAUAUAAAAUCCAGCUAUCGACUCCCGGAUCUGUGUUUCUCAUCUUCCAAGCCCUGUACCCUUAUCUGUUGCACGCAGGAUCACGAGCUGCCACCGAUUACAUCAAAGUGACUAUCACAGGUGGAACCAACGGGACGAGUGCACCAUCCUACGACUAUGCGUCGCAAGUCAUGGCGCCUAACUUUGCACGGCUUGGUCUACCUCCUCUUUCCAUCUCACUUCAUAAACGCGGUUGGACCGUGGGUCCUAUUGAGAUGGGCUCUGUCAAUUUCCUCAUCCACCCUCUGAGUUCAUCGAAGAAUGAACGAGGUAUUCUUGAUACCUGUUUCCCACAGAUAAAUAUUAUGGACUACGAGCGAAGGAAGAUUAUACGCAUCGACGUCACUGUUCUUGCACCAGACACUGUUAUUCUAAAUGAAAAGAGGACCGUCCGAGCCUACAUCGAAGAGGAAACACAUCGGUCUCUGCGAAAGGCAUUUCAAGCCCUGGAUUCAUCAAUUUUUGAAAUCCCGGCCGACGACAAUCUCAACCGAGAGAAGCUUCCAAUCAAAAUUCAUACAUCAGAACGCACAAACCAUGCAAGUCAGAUCUACGUUCUCCUGGUAGCACAUACUUCUACUGGACUCAGGAUUGGGAAGGAUACUCUGAUUUCAAGCGGCAAGUCGCAAGGUCCGCCCAAGAAAAAGCAGAGACAGACCAAGAAUGGACCAAAGCAAAAUGACAAGGGUGGGAAUCGCGCACAGGAUGAGGCCGACAGGUUGACACAUUCCAUCGAUGGAUUGGUUGAAGGAUUCCUCAAAGAGAUUUCCGACCCAGGCCAUGAUAAACUAGACCAAUCUAAAUCGGGAUUCAAGAAGCGGUCCGUCCUUGAUACGCACAUGAGAGAUCAAAUCGUAGUUUUCGAGGCUCUAGGUGAGGUUCAUGGCAAAGGCGACAGAUCUCAAAAGAUUCCGGCGGAGGAAAAUGAAAAAUAUUGGUCAUUACAUACCCGAACGGCGCAGUGGGUUUGCCAGAGGAUGCUUUUUGAGAUACCAGAAGAACAGAGCUAG